AAAUAACGCUGCUCCGGACUAUUUGUGUUUGUAACCGUCCGCGGGAUGCAAUGUGUACCCGGUGAAGUUUAACUUGCGUCGACACGUUAUAAACAAUAGUCUAAUAAGCUGGACCCAUGCUAAGACGAGUAAGGGCCGAAACUGCCCGAAAAGAAAUCUCACCGAAGAGAGACUGUCCUAUGUCAAGUAGAAAUUCUGUAAAAAUGUCGACGGAUAAGGCCUCCAAAGAGAAAAUGGAUCUAGAGACGCAGAUCGAGAACAAGAAAAAGGACCUCCAGGAACAUGAAAAAAAGCUUCAGGAACACGAAAAGAAGAUGCUGGAACUACAGGAGAUAACCGGUGGCACGUACAAGCCGUCGUCUAAGGCAGAUUCAAAAUUUUUAGAUGAAAAAAGUCGAAAAUGGGAAGCUGCCGUUAGGGAGAGAGAUAGACUCGAGAGAGAAUUGGCUGCCUCCAGGGCGGAUUUAGCUGCUGUCAAAAGAACUCUGGAUUUGGAGCGUCAAGAAAGGCGCGAUUUGGAAACCAGAACUUUAGAGCUUAUAAAGGCAGCAAAACGGAAAUGGGAGGCCGCAGAAAAAGAAAAGAUAACACAGUUAAAUAAGCAUAUAGAAACACAGACUGUACGGAUUACAGAUUUAUGCACUAGCAAUAAUGAGAUGAGUUCUAGAUUACAGCGAACAGAGUCUGAACUUAAUACUGUCAAUGCUGAGCUGCACAAGUUAAGAGUAUUCCAGGUCCAGUACAAAGAAUCUUUAGCAAAGACAAGGGAACUAAGUCGCCAGAGUGCUCAAGGAGUAGAGGAUAAACUUGAAGCAAUAGCUUCGAGAGCACACAAUCAAUUAGCAGAUAUUAGAGCCAAAUUGGAACUUGAAAUAGCGAAGAAUGUAGAUCUGGAGUCUAAAUUACGAAAUGAACAAGAUGCCAAUCACUGUCGUUUAUCAAGACUUAAUAUUGCUUUUGAAUUGUCACAAAGCGAACUUAAGGAUUGUCAGGAACAAUUGAGGAGUGUUCAAGCUACAAUUCCAGCACGUGAUGCUGAAAUUGAAACAUUGAGAAAUGAAUUAAAAGAAAGGUCCAGGCAAUUAGAAAGCGCAAUUAUGAACGAACAAAAUGUCAUACGUUUACAAGAGCAGCUACAGAGGCUAAAACUGGAAAACAAAGAAUUAAAGGAGCAACUAGAAGUUACCAAAACUGACUUGAAUGAGACUGUAAUAACCUUAGAGCACAGUGAGAGUCUUGCAUUGAAUUUGGAACGUGCCACACAGGAUAAAGCUGCUCUGCAAAGAAGACUUCAGGAUUCUUUGGAUAAAGAAGAGGAGCAUUUACGCAAAGUAGGGAAUCUUGAAGAAUUGUUGAGUCGUUUAGAGAAAAGUGUAACUAAAUUAGAAGCUGAGAACGCUAGUCUCAAGCAAGUUGAUGAAGCCCAACCCAGCACAAGUCAGUUAUCAUAUAAAGAAGCUAUGCAAAAGAUCAGCUGCCUAGAACAGCAGAUUGUAAAGUUAGAACAGCAACUUCAGACUUCCCGAGAACAUGCGGCAUCUGAGCGGCAGAUUGCCAAACAGGCUCAAACGAAUCUGUGGAAAAAGGAAAAAGAACUCUCUGAUGCGAACCUGGACAAACGUAUUGCCCUGCGAGAAGCAAAAACCGCGGAAGAGAGAUUGAAAGUGCUUCAAGAGGAUAAGCAAAGAUUAACGAAACAGUUGAACGAUAAAUAUAAGCUGGAAGAAGAAAAAGCUGUAAAACUUCUUAAAGAAUUGGAAACAGCUAAAUCCACAUUGGACGACAUUAGCAAAGAUUCAUCGCGAAACAAAUCACUAGCAGAUUCAGCACAAAAGGCAUUGACUCAGACGAACAAGCAAAUAGAAGAGUUGCAGAACUCAAGUGCAUCCUUGCGUCGUGAAUUAGAUGCUGCUCGUAAACAAAUGCGAACAAAUCAGGAUCGCGCUGACAGUCUAAAUGCCGAGAAUCAGCGUCUUAAUCGUUCAGUUGCCAAAUACAGUGAGGAGAAGAGUGAAUUGGAAGCCAAAGUUGAGAAACUUCAACAGGAGAUCAAUGGAUACCACGUAAAUAUAGAGCUUCUGAAGGAAACCUGUACUGUCCUAGAGGAGCAGCUCACCGAUUACGAGAGAUUAACGAGCGACCAUGAAACUCGUGAAAAUAUGCUCAUCCAAGACAAAAUGAAACUUCAGAAGGAUUUGGAAGCUGUAGAAGGACACUUACGUGAAGCGCGCGUUGCUCAAAACGAGGAAAAGACUAAAAGAUUGGUAGCGGAAAGAGCCAUCGAAAGAUUAGAAUCCGAAACUAGCGAUAUAGAGGACGAACGUGAUGGUUUGGCCACUCAACGAGAUCAGUAUAAAAAGCUUGCUCAAGAUCUGAGUAAACAGGUUGCCGAAUUGUCUACUAAAUGUGGAGAGCUAGAGUGCGACUUGUCUGCAAUGGAACGCGCCUUGGAGACAGCUAAGGGUGAAGCCGUGGUAGUUAAAGAAGAGAGUUCAGAGCAUUUGACAAGAAUGCACGAACUGAAGGAUGCGAACGUGACACUUAUGAUAGAUCUGCAGGCUAGUGUGGACCAGGGUCAGGAACUGCGAGGAAGGAUAGCAGAAUUGGAAAAUGUACUUGAGGAAAUGAGACAGUUUUAUCAAGAGAGAGAAGUUAAAGCUGAAAGCACGAGGCAGCAGCAUACAAAACUUAUAGAUUACCUGCAGUUGAAGCUUGAGGAAGUAAGCAAGAAAAAGAAGAAAAUGUGUGAUAAAUUAUUUGGGGGAAAACAUGAUGAAAAUUUACCACCAUCGGGUACUGGAAUGCCUGUGGGGUACAGAGAAUUAGAGAAUCAGUUAAGCAGAGAAAGGGCAAAAGUUAAAACUUUAACUGAUCAGUUACUAGCAUUGAAAACUGCACAAGCUUCCUUGUCGGUUCCAAAUUCACCACCUACACCAGAAACUAGAAGAGCUCUGACCUACCUGUCCGAGUCACCAGGAGAUGCUCUGGCUAGAAAGCCAUCUCUACAGAGGAUGAGACACAACAUACCUCAUAGAUUUAACGUUGGUCUUCCAAUGAGAGCUGGCAAGUGCGCCGCCUGCUUGGAUUCCAUUCAGUUCGGAAAACGCGCUGCCAUCUGUUCUGAUUGUCAAAUCAUGACACAUCUUAAAUGUUCUGUGUCAGUCCCAGCGACAUGUGGCCUUCCUGGUGGCUUUGCUAAGCAUUUUAGUAAAACUUGGAAAGCUAGUGAAGAAAGUUUGUCAAGCCUAACGGAUAGUGUUCAAACUUUAUCUUUGGAUCAGCCAGAUAAACCAGAUUCGGAUUCUCAAACUUUGCAAAGCAAUGGAAAUGAAGUUUUAAUGGAAAGUUGGGUAAAGUUACCUGGGCGUGCGAAAGCUUGUUGGGAAAGAAAAUACCUUCGACUAGAAGGAUCAAGCUUGUGUACAUAUGAGCACCAACCAAGUUCAGGAAUGUCACCAAUCAGUCGAUUAGACUUAAAUGAAAAGAAUGGUUUCACGAUAUCAGAAACGGUUCAGCAAGCAGAUGUCGCUGGCACUGCUAAAUCUGAUUUACCUUUCAUCUUGAGGGUUGAAUCUAAUCAACCCUCGACAUGUUGGCCAUCAUCUAGGCUAGACAUAAUGGCUUUAAGUCAGAAUGACAAAAAAGCUUGGUUGAAAGCCUUAAAAUCAGUUGCUAGUCAAACUAUAUCUGGAAAACUUACUAAGAGCAAAUAUCAAACUAUCUUAAGAUUGGACAAAAAUCAAUUGGAUUUGAACUGUGCUGUGGAUAUAGGCCAGGAGAAAGUACUUCUUCUUGGUGCCGAAGAAGGUCUAUUCUCUUAUCAACCUUCCAAUUCACGUACCCUUACUGCUAUCCGGGGUGUAAAAAAGGUACACCAGCUUUCACUACAUCCCCAACUGGGUCUCGCUCUGAUGAUAGCCGGAGAGGAUAGACAGCUGGUUUCCUGUGACUUAAGACAAUUAAAAAGUAAUGCUUUAGCUGCUGAAUGUUCUCGGCCAGCUAUAAAUACAAGACCGGUACUACCUAGUGGCGACAGUUGCCAUCUUUUCCAGGUACAAGACGACAUGCUAUGUGCAGCCACAGCCACUCAUGUCAUUUUAUUGAAGUGGGUCGUCGGAGAGGAUUCGGGUGAAUUCGUGAUAGUUCAAAAACGCGAGACUCAAGAGCCUUGUAGUUGUGCGAUGUUCACAAAAAAUUUACUGAUUGUAGGCUGUAAUAAAUUCUUCCAAAUUGACCUGAAGAAUUAUUUGGUAGACGAAUUCCCAGAGGAUGAUGAUAGCUCAGUUAAAGGUGCUAUUAUCGGUGUGGCUAGACUUGGCAUCUUUCCUGUGUGUGUUCUAAACGUUUCGAUGGUACCUCAGGCUGUUGAACUUCUACUGUGUUAUAAUGAGUUCGGUGUAUUUGUUAAUGAAAACGGUCAAAGGACACGAGGUGUUGACCCAACUUGGAGUCAUCUGCCAUUCGCUUUCGCAUUCAGAAAGCCAUAUCUUUUCAUCAUACAUUUCUCAUCCGUGGAAAUAGUCAAACUGACUCAAGAUUCGUACACCUCACAUUCACAGAGUCCUGAGCGUACUCUUAUUGAAUUGAAUAGUCCACGUUAUCUAGGAUUAGCUGGAUCGAGUAGCAUUUAUGUGUCUACAGUUAAUUCGAUUUUGGAGAUUUUGAAAAUCAAUGGAGCUUCGAUCAUGGAGACGAUAAGCGACAGUCUACCGAGCUUGGAUACUAUAGGACAAGAAGACGAUAGCAGCUCAGAAUUUAGUUUCACAUCAAGCCUAAUGGAGGCUCUUGACGGUCAAGGGAAAAGAGUACAUUUUGCUGAUAUCACUAAUUUAUCGAAUAAGAAUCAAAUUUUUGUAGUGCUACUCGUUGGGAUACGGUCCUAUGCGAAAAUGAAUAACGAGGUCGAAGAUCGAGAUCAGGUGGGAAACAUUCAAAGAACUGUUGAAGUCGACCCUGGUGAAGAGGCGGUAAUAUCUGGGAUAGCUGGCAGGUACCCGGACUCGGACAACGUGAAAUAUCUCCAGGAGAACCUAUUCAACAAAGUAGAUCUAGUUACGGACGACGACCGCAGAUGGAAAUUAGAUCAUCCGGAAAUUCCUCAGCGUACUGGAAAGAUCAACAAUGUGGGCAAAUUUGAUUCCCUAUUUUUUGGUGUACAUUUCAAGCAAGCUCAUACCAUGGAUCCCAUGUGUAGAAUGCUAUUGGAGCAUACCUAUGAAGCCGUAAUAGAUGCUGGAGUGAAUCCAAGGCAAUUGCGUGGUACCAAAACCGGCGUUUUCAUUGGUGCCUGCUUCUCUGAGUCGGAGAAGACCUGGUUCUAUGAGAAGCUACAGGUAAAUGGAUUUGGUAUAACUGGGUGCAGUCGUGCUAUGCUGGCGAACAGGAUAUCAUACUGGCUAGGUGUUACUGGUCCUAGCUAUACAGUAGAUUCUGCCUGUAGUUCAAGUCUCUUUGCCAUGGAACAUGCUUAUAGGGCAAUGAGAGAUGGACGCUGCGAUUCUGCCAUAGUUGGCGGUGCCAAUCUCUGUCUUCAUCCUUAUGUGUCGCUUCAAUUCUCUAGAUUAGGAGUCCUCUCGUCUGAUGGACGCUGCAAGUCAUUUGAUGCUGAUGCUAAUGGUUACACCCGUAGCGAAUCCGUGUCCGUGAUUUAUCUUCAAAAAGCAAAGAAUGCUAAAAGAAUAUACGCCAGACUUAUUCACGGAAAGACAAACUGUGAUGGUUUCAAGGAACAGGGUAUCACGUUUCCAUCUAGUGUGAUGCAGAGUGUACUUCUUCAAGAGUUUUAUGUAGAAUGUGGAAUACCACCGAGUAUAAUAGCUUUCGUAGAAGCUCAUGGUACAGGAACUAAAGUGGGAGACCCUGAAGAAGUUAAUGCUCUGGAAAAGGUUUUCUGCCCAGGUAGAACCUCUCCAUUGAGGAUUGGAUCUAUUAAAUCAAAUCUUGGACAUGCUGAACCUGCUAGUGGUCUAUGCUCUAUUGCCAAGGUAAUCAUAGCAAUGGAGUCUGGUUAUCUGCCACCUAAUCUUCAUUACAAACGACCUCGUGAAGGGGUCAAAGCACUGGAGGAUGGUAGAAUCAAGGUCAUCUCCGAUGUUACACCCUGGGAAGGCGGUUACGUGGGUGUCAAUUCAUUUGGUUUUGGGGGUGCCAAUGCUCACAUUCUAUUAAAAUCAAAUCCUAAAGAAAAAAUCAAUGGCUCAGCUCCUACAGAUGAUUUACCUAGAUUGAUCUUUGUCUCAGGACGCACUGAAGAAGCAGUAGCCUCUCUGUUGGAUGACAUUGAAAGCCGACCGGUCGAUGUUGAACAUGCUAGACUAUUUCACGAUAUACACGCAGAAGAUAUACCUGGACAUUUAUACAGGGGAUACACGAUAAUGCCACCUAAGGGGAUACCAGAGAAUCCCACCAGGGAGAUACAACAUUAUCCUGGUGCUAAGAGACCUGUUUGGUUUGUAUUCUCUGGAAUGGGAUCUCAGUGGCCUCGCAUGGGCGAGGCUCUGCUGAGACUCCCUGUAUUUGCUGCAGCCAUUAAAAAGUGCGAUGUUGUCUUAAAACCCCGUGGAGUUGAUAUCUAUGAUAUUUUGACUAACAAAGACAAGAAGACAUUUGACAACAUUUUGAAUUCUUUUGUUGGAAUUGCAGCAAUUCAAAUCGGAUUGGUAGACGUGUUAACUUCACUGGGUAUUGUACCUGACCGCAUAAUCGGCCACUCUGUUGGUGAACUUGGUUGUGCCUAUGCUGAUGGUUGUUUCACAGCCGAGCAAAUGAUUCUCUCAGCAUAUUCUCGCGGUUUAGCAUCCAUAGAAACAAAAGUAAUAUUCGGUUCAAUGGCGGCUGUUGGAUUAGGAUAUUCCGACCUUAAAGAUAUGUGCCCACCAGAUAUUGUGAUAGCUUGUCAUAACGGGCCAGAAAGCUCCACCAUAAGUGGACCUGCAGAAGCCAUGAAAGCAUUUGUAGCUAAAUUGCAGGCAAAUAAAAUAUUUGCCAAAGAAGUACCGUGCAGCAAUAUUCCAUAUCACAGUCGCUACAUAGCACCAAUGGGACCUAAACUCCUGGCAUACUUGCAAAUGGUCAUUCCUGAGCCAAAACCACGUAGUUCCAAGUGGUUGAGUUCGUCAGUGCCCUACAGCGAGUGGUCCACAGCCAUGGCAAGAUUAUCAUCUGCAGAAUAUCAUACCAAUAAUCUAUUGAGUCCCGUUCUAUUUGAAGAAACAUCAAGCCUCAUACCUAAGGAUGCUAUCACUGUCGAAAUAGCUCCUCAUGGGCUUCUGCAAGCUAUCUUAAGAAGAUCCUUGCACGAAGGAGUGACUAACAUAGCCCUAACUAAACGAGAACAUCCAGAUAAUGUUGAGGUCCUUCUACAAGGUCUAGGAAAACUAUAUGACGUGGGUUUGCACCCACAAAUAUCUAAAUUCUAUCCGGAUAUUGAAUUCCCGGUCAGCCGUGGUACCCCAAUGAUCGCACCAAUGAUCAAGUGGGAACACUCGGAAGACUGGUACGUCACAUCUUAUAGAAUGCAAGAGAAGAUUGUUUCCGGCGAGAGGUUGGCUGAGGUCACGUUGAGUGAUGAGGAUUACGAAUAUAUGGCAGGACAUGUUAUCGAUGGUAGGAACUUAUUUCCUGCUACUGGUUACUUAGCACUCAUAUGGGAAACUGUGGGGAUGAUGAGGGGUGAACUAUACACUGAAGUCUCGAUUAUAUUCGAGGAUGUGAAGUUUCUGCGAGCAACCACAAUUCCUAAGGAAGGAAUAGUGGAAUUAACUUUAAUGGUUCAAAAAGGUACCGGAAGAUUUGAAGUAGUCGAAGGUGGCGCUGCUGUUGUAACAGGUUUCGUAAGGGCCACAUCAAAUCCUUCCCAGGAUCAGAUAAGCAAGUCUUUUAUUGACGAUAACAAUGACGAAGAAGAAAAUAUGACAUCCAAGGAUGUAUACAAAGAACUGCGCCUUCGAGGAUAUCAUUACUCAGGGAUGUUCCGUAGCAUUAAAUCAGCCACUAUUACUGGUAGCAAAGGUCACAUAAUUUGGACCAAUUGGGUAGCGUUCAUGGAUAAUAUGCUUCAGAUGAAAAUUCUUGGUGAGGACACAAGAGGACUCUUUGUUCCUACAGGAAUUCAAAAACUAGUCGUAGAUACAAAGACUCACCUGAACAUGAUCCGCGCAAUAUCCGAGGAAGAAAAACUCUUCCCCGUACGCGUCUGCAAGAGACUAGACGUCAUAACAUCCGGUGGUAUAGAAAUUCGUGGACUAAAAGCCAGUGCCAUAGCUCGUAGAAAACCUACAGGAGAACCUGUUCUAGAACAGUAUAAAUUUGUUGCUCAUCGUGACCUGGAGAAACUCUCCCUAUCACAAUGUAUUCAUCUUGCCACUAAUUUGGCUUUGGAAAAUAAUUUUGGCAUCAAGAUCAAGACCAUUGAGGUGGUGAACGAUAAUGAUAACAUUACUGUAGAGAACCUUGUCUCACCAUUCAUUUUGGAAACAUUAGGCAACAUUCCUCUGAUUCAAGCUGAUGUUAACAUCAUAGCAUCUGCUGAAAAAUUCGAGGAAGGUACUAUACCACAAACAAUAGUGAUAAAUGACCCUAAGAAACUUGUUGGGGAGAUGAACGCUUUGUUGGCUGUGGGUCAAGGACUUCUCACUGAGAAUAAUGAAACUCUCAAGCAAAUUUUAUUUGCUCUAAAAGAUGGUGGCUUUGUUAUAAGCCGAGAAUCAAUCGGAAUACAGGAAUCCUUGGCGAAAAGUGAGAUUGCCGGAUUUGAUAUUGUUCUAGAGAAACAAACCGAUAAAGAACUCAUAGUUCUUUUACACAAAAAGGACAAGAUGCCACGGAAGAAUAUUGUCAUAUCAGUAUCCAAUGACAAAUUCUCAUGGAUUCCUGACGUGCAAAAUACAUUGAAAGAUGACUAUGAAAGAGAUGUUUCUAGUACCACAAGGGUUAUCCUAGUUGGUGAAGGUGACUUUGAAAACGGUCUUCUUGGUUUAGUAAACUGUCUCAGAAAGGAGCCAGGUGGUGAAGCAAUACGUGGUGUACUAAUCCAGGACAAAAGUGCUCCUAAAUUCUCUCUAAAUGACCCUCUGUACUUUAAUCAGUUAAAAUUAAAUCUAGCUUUAAACGUUCUUCGUCCAGGAAGGAUCUGGGGAUCGUAUAGACAUAUCCCUCUACCACCUGCUCAAUUAAUUCCAGUCCAUCACGCUUUUGCUAAUCAACUGGUACGAAGUGAUCUGUCAUCACUACAAUGGCAAGAAGGUCAUAUCGAAAAAGGAUUCAAACAUAAAGACCUAGUCCACGUGAUAUAUGCGCCUCUAAACUUCCGUGAUAUCAUGAAUGCUACUGGAAAACUUGCUACGGAGGUAAUUGCUCAUAGUAGACAGGAGCAAGAAUGCGUGAUAGGACUUGAAUAUUGUGGAGUAGAUGUUAAUGGCAAACGAGUUAUGGGUAUGCUGAAUAGCAAAUGCAUAACCAAUCUUGUUAUAGCAGAUAGAAAUCUCUCCUGGUACAUACCAGAUCAUUGGAGUCUGGAAGAAGCUGCAACAAUUCCAUGCGUAUAUUCAACGUCCUAUUAUGCUCUCUACAUAAGUGGAAAAAUGAAGAAGGGUGACAAGGUCUUGAUCCAUGCAGGGAGCGGAGGUGUAGGACAGGCUGCCAUAAACUUGGCAUUGUAUGAAGGAUGUGAAGUAUUCACUACAGUAGGAACACCAGAGAAAAGAAGAUUUAUUAAGGAGAGAUUCCCUGAAAUCAAAGAUGAUCAUAUUGGCAAUUCUCGAGAUACUAGUUUCGAGCAAAUGAUUCUACAACAGACCAAUGGUCGUGGGGUUGAUAUAGUUCUGAACUCCUUAGCUGAAGAGAAGCUACAAGCAUCUGUGCGAUGCUUGGCACAUGGUGGACGAUUCCUUGAAAUAGGAAAAUUCGAUUUGGCUGCUAACAAUCCUCUUGGUAUGCUCGCUUUCCUAAAGGAGAUUAGUUUCCACGGUGUCAUGCUGGACCAUGUAUUUUCUGCAUCGACUGAAACUAAGGCACGGCUUAAUAGUAUAGUGCAGACAGGAUUAAACAAUGGUGCGAUUAGACCUUUGACCAGCCGUGCAUUCCCUAGGGAACAACUAGAAGCCGCUUUUAGAUACAUGGCAGCUGGUAAACAUAUUGGCAAGGUUCUAAUGAAGAUUAGAAAAGAUAAAGAACCUCUAGACUCUCCCAUUCUGGCACUCCCACGCUAUCACUGCUUAGAAAAUAGCAGUUACAUAAUUCUUGGAGGAUUAGGAGGUUUUGGAUUAGAACUAGCUGAUUGGCUGGUGCUUCGUGGAGCAAAAAAACUCUUUCUAACAUCUCGCAGGGGUAUUACAACUGGCUACCAAAGGAUGCGCAUACGAUUGUGGGAAAGUUAUGGAGUGAAAGUCACAGUAAUAGUUGAAAAAAAUGCAGCCGAUCGAAAGGACUGUGAAUACAUUCUCAAAGUUGCCGCCAAUGAUGCGCCAGUAGACGCAAUAUUUAAUUUAGCUGUAAUUCUGAAGGACAGCCUUUUCGAAAAUCAAAAUGAGGAGUCCUUUAUGGAAUUGAUAAAAACCAAAGCACAGAGUACAAAACACCUCGAUGAACUCUCCAGAGUAAUCUGUCCAACGCUACGACACUUUGUCGUAUUCUCAUCAGUUUCCUGCGGUCGUGGUAACGCUGGCCAGACAAAUUACGGUAUGGCUAAUUCCAUCAUGGAAAGGAUCUGCGAAAAACGUUCUGCAGAAGGUCUGCCAGGUUUGGCGAUACAGUGGGGAGCCGUUGGAGAUGUCGGAUUGGUCGCUGAAAUGCAAGAGAAUCACAUUGAAAUGGUGAUCGGUGGAACGCUUCAGCAGAGAAUAUCAUCGUGUCUUCAAGAACUUGAUGGAUUCUUGCAACAAAAAGAACCUAUUGUCUGCAGCAUGGUGGUGGCUGAGAAACGAGCAGGUGGUGCUGGAUCAACUGACAUUGUUGGCACAGUUCUGAAUAUUAUGGGACUCAAGGAUUUGAAAUCUGUAAGCCAUCAUACACCACUCUCUGAAUUGGGAAUGGAUUCAAUGAUGGCUGUAGAAAUAAAACAAACUCUGGAACGGGAAUUUGAAAUCUUCAUGACCGCUCAGGACAUCCGGGGCCUAAACUUCGCAAAGCUCUCUGAAAUGGCUGCUAAGGAAGCUAAAAAAAAAGCAAAAGUUGUUUCGGCAAACGGUACAGAUAUCAUUUCUGGGUUGAAAUUACUUAUGACUACAGUGGGGAAUUCUGACUCAAACCCAGAAAUUUGUUUCAAACUGGAAAGUAAGGAAGAAGAUGGCCGGGGUGAAGUUUUCCUUAUUCCAGGAAUUGAAGGAUUCGGUUCUAUCUUUAUAGAAUUAGCAAAAAAACUGAAAUCACCAGCAACUUGCUUGCAAUUAGGACACUGCAAAGCACACAAUAGCAUCUCAGAAAUGGCUGAUGAACUACUACCGUAUAUCCUAAAUAAAAUUAAGAAUCGCAGAGAUUUCGUAAUAGUGGGAUACUCCUUUGGAAGUCUCGUUGCAAUUGAACUUGCUAGAAGAUUAGAAGGAGAAGGUCUCAGUGGUCGUUUGGUGUUAAUCGAUGGUGCACCAAAAUUAAUGAAAGCGAUAAAAGAUCAGCAUUUAGGGGCAGAUAACGACGACAACCAGUUACAAAGCAAUGUCCUACUUGGAAUAAUGGAUUUAGUAGCACCAGCAGUCAGUACCGAGCUUGUUGUGACUUUGGAAAAAUAUAAUACAUGGGAUGAGAAAUUAGAGGAAUUCGUUAAGCGCAUGCCAACAGAAGUGAACAUAAAACAAGAUAAUCAAAGGGCAAUUUGCACUGCAGUUUACAAACGAUUGUUGGCCGUUGAUAAUUACAUUACACUUACAUUACCGCCCAUCAGAUCACCAAUAAUACUUUUGAAACCUACUACUCAGUCGGCACGCAUAGACAAUGAAGACUAUGGGCUCCGAACAGUAACAAGGGAUAAGGUAGAGAUACACAAUAUAAAUGGUAAUCAUAUUACUAUACUGGAUGAUUUCAAAGUAGCAGCCGCAGUAAAUGGUGAUCCGCUUGAUGAUGCUGUCUCUUUCAAAGCAAGUAUAAUGGAAGAUGGAAAGAUCUUAGCACCAAUUACCAUGGGAGAGAAUGAAAGAUCUUAGACAUAAGCUUUCACGGACUGGACGUAGAAGAAUUUUAUUACCGUUGCACAUUUUAUGUUGUCUUUAAAAGCUGUAAUAAUUAUUUGUAACGAUAUCGUGUUCAGUUAUAUCAUUAUUCUUUUUACAAUCACAUUAUUUUUCACAACUACAUUCACACAUACCACACUCAUGCGAUAACGUAUUCCGGAUUGCUUUAAUUAAAUUUAAAGAAGUCUGUGCCUGCUGUUAAUUUUAUUUCUUGUAAAUUGUACAGAAAGGUUCAUACACUUUCUUGACAUAAAAAUCUGUGACCCAGUGACAUAUUUUUUAAGGAAAAAUAAAACAAUUGUUAUAAGCAAUAAUCUCUAAUAUGUUCAAAAAAAUAAAAUCUUUUACACAUA
This is a messenger RNA of Cephus cinctus (wheat stem sawfly), 12514 nucleotides long. Its product is annotated as fatty acid synthase. Gene Ontology annotation, molecular function: oxidoreductase activity; fatty acid synthase activity; 3-oxoacyl-[acyl-carrier-protein] synthase activity. The transcript has 29 exons. The record is from RefSeq and is a predicted model, not a curated record. Lineage: Eukaryota; Metazoa; Arthropoda; Insecta; Hymenoptera; Cephidae. The coding region runs from base 117 to 12134 and encodes 4005 amino acids. Gene Ontology annotation, biological process: fatty acid biosynthetic process.